GGGGGGGUCCGAGCGGAGCCGAACCCAGCCGAGCGGAGCCGAACCCAGCCGAACCCAGCCGAACCCAGCCAUGGAGGGCCCGGCAGGCGGGCGGGCUCUGCGUCGCUUCACCUGGGAGGAGAUCGGGCAGCGGAACGGGCGGGGGUCGCCGGCCCAGGAGCGAUGGCUGGUGAUCGAGAGGAAGGUGUACGACAUCAGCCGCUUCUGCCGGAGGCACCCGGGGGGCUCCAGGGUCAUCAGCCACUACGCCGGGCAGGACGCCACGGAUCCUUUCAUAGCAUUUCAUCUUGACAAGACGCUUGUAAGAAAGUACAUGAGCCCACUCUUGAUUGGGGAGCUGGCACCAGAUCAGCCCAGCUUUGAGCCCAGCAAGAAUAAAAAGCUGGUAGAAGAUUUCCGUGAGCUCCGUGCAACCGUGGAGAAAAUGGGGCUGUUCAACCCCAGCUGCACCUUUUUCAUGCUCUAUCUCUGUCACAUCUUGGUGUUGGAUGUUGCAGCUUGGCUCACCAUCUGGUAUUUUGGAGCAUCCACAGUGCCUUUCCUCUUCUCUGCAGUGCUUCUAGGCACUGUCCAGGCCCAGGCUGGCUGGCUCCAGCAUGAUUUUGGACACCUUUCAGUCUUCAGCAAAUCCAGGUGGAACCACUGGGUGCACAAGUUUGUGAUCGGCCAUCUGAAGGGAGCACCAGCCAGCUGGUGGAAUCACCUCCACUUCCAACACCACGCCAAACCCAACUGCUUCCGAAAGGACCCCGACGUUAACAUGCACCCCUUGUUUUUUGCUUUGGGAAAACCACUCUCUGUAGAGCUUGGUGUGCAGAAGAAGAAAUUCAUGCCUUACAACCACCAGCACAAGUACUUCUUCAUCAUUGGUCCCCCAGCUCUGGUGCCUCUUUACUUCCAGUGGUACAUAUUCUACUUUGUGGUGCAGAGGAAACAGUGGGUGGACCUGGCCUGGAUGCUGACCUUCUACAUCCGAUUCUUUCUCACCUACUUGCCUUUACUGGGGGUGAAGGGCAUCCUGGGGCUUCAUCUGUUAGUCAGGUUUAUAGAGAGUAACUGGUUUGUCUGGGUUACACAAAUGAAUCACAUCCCGAUGCACAUUGAUUAUGAUAAGAAUGUGGACUGGUUCUCUACCCAGCUCCAGGCAACCUGCAAUGUUCAUCAGUCUCUGUUCAAUGACUGGUUUAGUGGGCAUCUGAACUUCCAAAUCGAGCACCACCUCUUCCCCACAAUGCCAAGACACAACUACUGGAAGGUGGCUCCUCUGGUGAAGUCCCUGUGUGCCAAACACGGCAUCGAGUACCAGUGCAAGCCUCUGCUCACAGCUUUUGCAGACAUUGUGCACUCGUUGAAAGACUCAGGGGAGCUCUGGCUUGAUGCUUAUCUGCAUAAAUAAGAAGCAGUGGAUCCUUCCAGAGGAAUUCCCCACCCUUGUUGCCUCCUGUGGUGAUCACCAGGAAGAUACUGCAGAAAGGAGAGAGAGCUGGCUAAGCCAGAGGUGGGGAGGUGCCACCACUUAAUUCCACUGAUGAAAGUGAUUAAUACGAUUAUUAUUAUUUUUUUUUAAAAAGCUGUGUUCUUAAUUCUUCUUGUGUUUCUUUCAUUCCUCUUCUCUGAUGCUGAGUUAUGGGGGAAAGCUGAAUGGAGGAGGUUAUGUUCCACCAAGCAGGAGGAAGCAUUGGGACCAGGAGCAGGUUCCAUUCUGUCUGCUGAUAAUCAUUUGCUGAGUAUGCAGGAGGGACAUCUCUUCUCUGACACAGAUCUUGGUGAGGUGGCUCUCAUGGAUGUGGCAAGAAGGUUGGGACACCACAAAGAACAUUGGGGAAGCAAGAAGGAAUUGUGUGGGUGCAGUAUUUUCAAACACCUGUAUGUCAAUAACAAUGGCAAUAGAAGUGUCCAAACCAAGGGACAGUGGGGAGCACCUGAGAGCCCAAAGCAGUUUGUAUGUAGGUGGGUGAGGUGGAGGAGGUGCAGGCAGCAGGUCUGUAGGAAAAAGAUCUAAUUAGAUCUUUGGGAAGUGCAGCUUAUUCUCCAGGUAGGUAGAUGUGAGAGCUCAGCAUGCCAGAUUCUGGGAAUGCUGCCCUCCACGUCUCUUCUGUGGUGAAGGCCUCUGGGCUGUUUGCCCAUUGGGGACCUCCCAUGGGGUCUCUGCAAGUGGUUGCCAUAGUGCCAUACUUCUGAGUGUCAUUGGACCCAGUCCUGGAAGUCAGAAGAGAUGGAAAAGUGGCACAUCCAUAGUGGGGAUCCCUCCAAGGGUGACUGAGGAAGCAAAAGGGUAGUUGGUCUGUGGUCACCUGAAGCUUCACUCUUUUUUGAGUGAUCAGUUAAGUGGAGAGAACUCGUGACUUCUGGCCCAUGGAGCCCUGGUCAUUUUUUAUUGGGUGAUGUUCCUCCAAAACACACCUUAGGAGGACACAUGCUGGAUUUCUUGGAAUGUGCACUAGCCUUACUGCAUUUUCUGGUGUCUUUUCAAUUACUACCCCAAUAUUACAGAUGCCAAAUCAAGAUGAUUAGCACUAAUGAAGACAGCUCCAUCACCCUGUCACCUCAGUGGCAGGUGGCUUACAUGUCUCCAGAAGGGAUGGGUUGAUUUUUGAGGAACAAAUGGUGCUUUUUUCUUAAUUAAUAUCCAAAAAGAGGGUGGUUUGUGAGGGAAUGGAAGAAAUACAUCUUCCUAGGCCAAGAGUGUUGUUAAGCACAGAAUAGAAUUGUAAUGGAAAUAAUAAAAUAAUCAUUAAAUCAUUGGUAACUGUUGAUAAAGACCAUAAAGGAAAUGGGCCUUAGUUACUCUUUUACCUUGUUUUUGCCUGCUCCAUUUCUGUCCCCUUUUAUUAUUAGAACUGUUGAUGGAGGGAAGUCUAAUAAUAAAAUUCCUUAUCUUACCUAU
Molecule: messenger RNA, 2887 nt
Organism: Apus apus (common swift)
Lineage: Eukaryota; Metazoa; Chordata; Aves; Apodiformes; Apodidae
Gene: FADS1
Product: fatty acid desaturase 1
Exons: 12
Coding region: 71-1396 (441 amino acids)
Biological process (GO): lipid metabolic process
Cellular component (GO): membrane
Molecular function (GO): oxidoreductase activity, acting on paired donors, with oxidation of a pair of donors resulting in the reduction of molecular oxygen to two molecules of water
Source: RefSeq, a predicted model, not a curated record